Messenger RNA from Passer montanus (Eurasian tree sparrow), 5442 nucleotides. It is a transcript of the gene CYFIP1, whose product is annotated as cytoplasmic FMR1 interacting protein 1. Gene Ontology annotation, molecular function: RNA 7-methylguanosine cap binding; small GTPase binding. The transcript is spliced from 26 exons. Gene Ontology annotation, cellular component: synapse; neuron projection; SCAR complex. NCBI's taxonomy places the organism in Eukaryota, Metazoa, Chordata, Aves, Passeriformes, Passeridae. The record is from RefSeq and is a predicted model, not a curated record. Gene Ontology annotation, biological process: regulation of actin filament polymerization; modification of synaptic structure; axon guidance. Bases 204 to 3194 code for a protein of 996 amino acids.
UCCCUGCGCAACUCCCGGCUGAAGUGACUCAGACAGGAAACUCCCUGCCAGGCGCGGCCCAGGAGCGGAGCCGCCGGGCCGACGCGACCCUCGGCGGCCGGGCCGAGCGGAGCCCGCGGGCGGCCGGACAGACAGACGGACAGUCGGGCUCCUCCCGCCGCCGGGCAGCGCGCUCCCGGGAGCCGGCGGAGAGCGGGUGCAAAAUGACUGCUCAAGUAACUCUGGAGGAUGCCUUGUCCAAUGUGGAUCUCUUGGAGGAAUUACCAUUGCCGGAUCAGCAACCGUGUAUUGAGCCCCCACCAUCAUCUCUUCUCUACCAGCCAAACUUCAACACUAAUUUUGAAGACAGAAAUGCAUUUGUCACUGGUAUUGCAAGAUACAUUGAGCAAGCUACAGUCCAUUCUAGCAUGAAUGAAAUGCUAGAAGAAGGCCAGGAGUAUGCAAUCAUGUUAUACACAUGGAGAAGCUGCUCAAGAGCCAUUCCCCAGGUCAAGUGCAACGAGCAGCCUAACAGAGUAGAAAUUUAUGAGAAAACUGUGGAAGUUCUGGAGCCAGAAGUCACAAAACUGAUGAAUUUUAUGUAUUUUCAGAGAAAUGCGAUUGAACGGUUUUGUGGGGAGGUGAGGCGGUUGUGCCACGCAGAGAGGAGGAAGGACUUUGUGUCUGAAGCCUAUCUGAUCACACUGGGCAAAUUCAUCAACAUGUUUGCCGUGUUGGAUGAGUUGAAGAAUAUGAAGUGCAGUGUGAAGAACGACCACUCAGCCUACAAGCGAGCUGCUCAGUUCCUGCGGAAAAUGGCAGAUCCUCAGUCCAUUCAAGAAUCUCAGAACCUUUCCAUGUUCCUUGCCAACCACAACAAGAUAACACAAUCUUUGCAGCAGCAGUUGGAGGUGAUUGUUGGCUAUGAGGAGCUGCUUGCAGAUAUUGUGAAUUUGUGUGUGGACUACUAUGAAAACAAAAUGUACCUAACACCCAGUGAGAAACAUAUGCUUUUGAAAGUGAUGGGCUUUGGAUUAUACUUGAUGGAUGGAAGUGUCAGUAACAUCUAUAAGUUGGAUGCAAAGAAAAGGAUAAAUUUAGCCAAGAUAGACAAGUACUUUAAGCAGUUGCAGGUUGUCCCACUGUUUGGUGACAUGCAGAUUGAACUUGCAAGAUACAUUAAGACCAGUGCCCAUUAUGAGGAAAAUAAAUCCAGAUGGACAUGCACGUCUUCCAGCAGCAGUCCCCAGUACAAUAUAUGUGAGCAGAUGAUCCAAAUCAGAGAAGACCACAUGCGUUUCAUAUCUGAACUGGCUCGUUACAGCAACAGUGAGGUGGUGACUGGGUCUGGUCGACAGGAAGCUCAAAAAACAGAUGGGGAAUAUCGGAAGCUCUUUGAUCUCUCUCUCCAAGGCCUGCAACUUCUCUCCCAAUGGAGUGCCCAUGUCAUGGAAGUGUACUCGUGGAAGCUGGUGCACCCAACUGACAAAUAUUCUAAUAAAGAUUGUCCUGACAAUGCAGAAGAGUAUGAAAGAGCAACAAGAUACAAUUAUACUAGUGAGGAGAAGUUUGCUUUGGUUGAGGUGAUUGCCAUGAUCAAAGGUCUUCAGGUGCUGAUGGGACGAAUGGAAAGUGUUUUCAAUCAUGCCAUUCGUCAUACAAUUUAUGCAGCUCUUCAGGACUUUGCCCAGGUCACACUUAGGGAGCCAUUAAGACAAGCCAUUAAAAAGAAGAAAAAUGUCAUUCAGAGUGUUUUGCAGGCCAUAAGGAAGACAGUGUGUGACUGGGAAGCAGGUCACGAGCCAUUCAAUGACCCAGCCCUAAGGGGAGAGAAGGACCCCAAAAGUGGAUUUGACAUCAAAGUCCCAAGACGUGCAGUUGGACCCUCCAGCACGCAGCUUUACAUGGUGAGAACUAUGUUAGAGUCCCUCAUUGCUGACAAAAGUGGUUCCAAGAAAACCUUGAGAAGUAGCCUUGAGGGGCCCACCAUAUUGGACAUAGAAAAAUUCCAUCGCGAGUCUUUCUUCUACACUCAUUUGAUAAAUUUCAGUGAAACUCUGCAGCAAUGCUGUGAUCUGUCCCAGCUGUGGUUCAGGGAAUUCUUCUUAGAGCUAACCAUGGGCAGAAGAAUCCAGUUUCCCAUUGAGAUGUCCAUGCCUUGGAUUUUGACGGAUCAUAUUUUGGAAACAAAAGAGGCAUCAAUGAUGGAGUAUGUUCUGUAUUCUUUGGACCUUUAUAAUGACAGUGCUCAUUAUGCACUUACCAAAUUUAAGAAGCAGUUCCUCUAUGAUGAAAUUGAGGCAGAGGUAAACCUGUGUUUUGACCAAUUUGUCUACAAGCUGGCAGACCAAAUAUUUGCAUACUACAAGGCAAUGGCUGGCAGCCUGCUUCUGGAUAAACGGCUGCGUUCAGAGUGCAAGAACCAGGGAGCAACCAUUCAGCUGCUGCAGUCCAACCGCUACGAGACACUGUUGAAACAGAGACACGUUCAACUCCUUGGCAGGUCCAUAGACCUGAACCGGCUGAUCACGCAGCGCAUUUCGGCAGCCAUGUACCGCUCCAUGGAGCUGGCCAUCGGCCGCUUCGAAAGCGAGGAUUUGACUUCCAUUGUGGAGCUGGAUGGCUUGAUAGAGAUAAACAAAAUGACUCACAAGCUUCUGAGUAGAUACAUGACCUUGGACAGCUUUGAUGCCAUGUUCAGAGAAGCCAACCACAAUGUUUCAGCCCCUUACGGCAGAAUCACUCUUCAUGUCUUUUGGGAACUCAAUUAUGAUUUCCUUCCAAACUACUGCUACAAUGGAUCAACUAACAGGUUUGUUCGGACUGUGCUGCCAUUUUCUCAGGAGUUUCAGCGUGAUAAGCAGCCUAAUGCACAGCCACAGUAUCUCUAUGGAUCAAAGGCAUUGAAUUUGGCAUAUUCCAGCAUUUACAGCAACUACAGGAAUUUUGUUGGUCCACCCCACUUUAAAGUCAUCUGUAGACUUCUUGGAUAUCAGGGCAUUGCUGUGGUGAUGGAAGAAUUGCUGAAAGUUGUCAAGAGCCUGUUACAAGGGACCAUUCUUCAGUAUGUCAAGACCCUAAUGGAAGUGAUGCCUAAGAUCUGUAGGUUACCAAGACAUGAGUAUGGUUCUCCAGGACUCCACUGGGGAGCAGAUUGGUCUUUCAUCAGAAAUAGCCUGUGUAGCUCUGUAAACUUUCUUCUGUUUUGCUGGUAAAUCAAGCUCUUGAUCUAAAGGGAAGAAGUACACUAAUGAUGGCAGCAUUUGGAACACCUGCAUGCUAAAUACUGGCUGUCAGAUUUUCAAAAUAAUACGACAGUUUGUUCAUGAAUGCGUGUGGGUGUACAUAUUUAUAUAUCUGUAUAUGGAGACUGGGCUUUGAGUGAAGAAAUAAGGAGCUUUGUUAAGGACUUGGAGAGGAGCUCUGUCACCUGGAUUGACUGUAAAAGACAGUAAGUAAUUUUUAUGGUAUGAACCUCAAGCCUCUUUGACUUUUACUGUCCUGCUGCUUUUGGGUGCACUUAAAUGUCUCAUUUUGGUUUCAGUCAAACUUUCAGGAUGAGUCUGUUUGUGGUCACAGUUCUUUGUGCUGCUCGUGGUUUCUCUCUGUGCCAUUCUGCUCCUUUAUAUUUGCUUCAGGGGACAUGGGUUAUUCCCAGGAUUUCACUGCCCAUGAAAAAAUAUUUCUCAUCUUUCAGAUGAGAUGUCAGCCUUUUUUCCUGAAACUCCCCACAAAAUCCACAGGUUGGGAAGGGGAUUGAAUGGAGUCUGAAAAUCCUAUUCUUUUUGAUCCCUGUCAUGACCAGUGGUUGUUUCCAUGCUGCAGCAGCAGAAUCUUCCUUGCUGUUCUGCUCACCUUAUGUUUCUCACCAAGCUGCUCCUCACCCCCCACACAAGCUAAAGGGAAGAGCGUGUCCACGGCCACGCAUGUCACCAAUAUCCUGUUUGCUUGGACAGUGCUUUCUCUCCAUGGUCACCCUGUGGAGAAGUCCACAGUUCCUCAUGGUGUUUCAGGGAGUCUUACAGGCCGUGUGUUGGUUCACCAUCAAUCUCUGUGUAUGUAGCACAGAUCAUAAGACCAGAAACAUUGGUACAUGUUUUAGUUUGAUUUCCUUUAUGGCAUAGACUUAGGUCGAGGCUAACACUUCUUUUUGCAGAAAGUCUUGGAAUGAGGAGAGUAUUUGGCUUCUUGCAGUUCAUCCUUUCUUUCUAGAUGUGGAAAUCCAACAAACACAAAACAAAGACUAGGGUGUGAAACUAAAACACUGUAGGUUUGUGAUAAAUCUGAUUUCAGUUCCCUAACUUUGCAUUUUCUUCCUAGCAUCAAAAGAUUUUGGGGAAAAAUUUUCAACCUUUUCAGUCUGAUCUUUAAAAUGCGAGUCCCAGUAUUCAGCACUGCAGAAUCCCAUUGCCAUGGGGGGCAGGUGUGUUUAAAUGACAAACACAAGUGUUCACUGCUCCUCACACACCUGGGGAUUGUGACUGGCUGGUAUCCUGCCGUGUUCAGUGAGCACUGCCAGCCUUUCCCACAGCUUUUCCAUUCCACAGUCCCUGCAUUGUGGGGAGGUGGGAAUUGGUGAUGUGCUGGCAUUGUUUGCUUUUUAGCUAGUUGUAAAUGUGUUACCUUGGAAUAAAUUAAGCUCAGCAAGCACACGCUAGAUCUGACCUUUCUCCAUCAGUUUUUCAGUUCUGUUUUUCUUUGAAGUCACCAAAGUACUCAAGUUAGGUCUGAAAUUCACCUGCAGUGAAUUUCAUGUGGGAACACUCAUUUGCUGUUAAUUUUCUAUCGACAAACAAUUCUUUGAGAUGUAACAGAGCCAGCCUGCAUCCCCUCAUCAUGCACUUUACAGAUGUUUUGUGUUACUAAUUUUAAUUAUAUGAGGCUUUCUGUAGAAGUGUGUGGGUUACCUACAUAAUUCUUUCCUUCACUGUAUGUUUUCAAGUUCCUUUGUGUCAAGUUUUGAGUGGGUCUUGGGCCUUCAAAGAGACAAGAGCAGUUGGUUGCUGUAAAGUUUUUUAUUGCAUGAAUGCAUCAGUCUCAAAGGCAAAGAGUUCAGAGUAUUAAAAUCUGUGCUAAAAGCUUUCAGGAAUAGUCCCAAUGUCCCAAGCAGCAGCAGCUCCCACACCUUUUUUUUUUCUUCCUCUUUUUCAUCCCAGAACAGUGGGAUUUUAUUAAUAAAUCAUCCAAUCAGCUAAAAACAUGAUUCUAAAACAUUCUUCCUGCACCUGAGCUUGAUUCUAAAGUAGUGUUGGUUCUUACACAAAAUCUACGCAUAUAAUUCUGUCUGUUCUAUCUAGAAAUGCAAGCAAUGUUCUGCUGUGUUUUCAUUAUGUCUAGAGCUAAGUUAAUUUUGUGAAAGGUAACACUACUGAACUUUAAACUAGGCUUUAGGGCUUUUUACUAGCUAAUACAGUUUCUUAAGGCACUUAAGAUAUAUUUCUGUUUACUUAAAACUUACGCUCU